This is a messenger RNA of Chrysemys picta bellii (western painted turtle), 895 nucleotides long. The record is from RefSeq and is a predicted model, not a curated record. Lineage: Eukaryota; Metazoa; Chordata; Testudines; Emydidae.
UUUUUGCUACGUUUUUAAAUCAGUAUGUCUCAAAGUGCAUAGUGACAAAAUAUGAUGUGGAGUAAUGGACAUCUAACUGAAGAGCUGUUAUGGAAGUGCUUGAUGGGUCCAGAUGCUUGGGAUGUUGAAAGCACCCUGGACUAUCUGACAGGGAACAACUCGAAGGUCUGCCACCCCAACUCGAAGGUCCGCUCAUAUUCAGGGGAAGAAUCCCACUCCUGUGGACUGGCUGUAACAGCAUGUCUGAUCUUUCAACACCACUUUGCUACAGCAGCUCAUGCACUCCUGGACAAGAACACUACUGGCCCUUUACCACUCAUGGAUGAUCGGCAGCACCAAGUAGCCGACGACAACAUUCUUAUAGCAUGGAAACACUGGUGGGAAAGAGAGUCUAACAUGCUAUGUAAAUUCAGGACUCCAUCACUGCACCUGCCUCCUUGUCCUCUUGAACAUAGAUCCUGGAUCAGGUUCAACAGGGGUUAUUCUCUGGCUCAUCCAGAGUUGCUGCAACUAUAUGGCAGACUGGUUUGGCUUCCUCUCCAUGCUGUGAUGGGGUGUGUGCGGGGGAAGGGGGGUAGCAUUGCAGACAAUGACUCAUGGAGUGGAAGAGUGCCCAAUUCAACAUCUGGAGGGUGGUUUACAAAACCUCGCCUCCCUAAACACAGAAGCUAACCUUUGGCUACAGAACCUGGACAUUGAGCUCUGACAUCUGCACAUGAGAGGAGGAGUCUUGCCUGUGGUCUAGCCACACACUUUUAUAUAAUAGAUAGUGACCGCUUCAAGUGAGUUCUCAGUCUGUCCACAUACAUAUUCAUGUGAAUUCUGUUUUGUUAAAAGUACACAGAGAACUUUAGGCAUUGCAUGUCGAAUAGUUAAAAUUCAUUGUAUUUUUUCA